CCACUUCAUUGUCCCCAAUUUCUGAUAUCCCGCCGAGGAGCAUAUCUCAUCAUCCAUUUUCAAAUUUGAGUUCUUCUGUUCGCAAUUUUACUUGCACAGUUACGCUGUCUCCCGAGUUUCAAUCCCAUCUCCCAUUCUGAGUUUACAGGGCUGUAGUACCACGCACUGUUCAAAGCAAACCCUAGAAAUCUUGCAUUGAACUUUUCGGGACUUUCCAAUUCGAUCGCUAAUGGCUUCCCCUGAUUCCACCGCAACUCCUACCCCGUUAUCAGCUACGAUGGAGAACACGGCUCCGAUUUCAUCCAAAAUCGCGGAACUAAACCAGUCAAGAACGGAGCUUCUUAACAGAAUUCAGAGCUUGAAACAGGAUUUGCAUAAUUGGAGGUCAAAGCUGGACACGCAAGUGAAGGUCUAUCGUGAUGAGCUUUCUGAGCUCAAGAAGACACUCAAUGUUGAAGUGGAGCAACUCCGAACAGAAUUUCAAGACCUGAGGACAACCCUUCAGCAACAACAAGAGGAUGUUACCGCUAGUUUAAGAAACUUGGGGCUAAAUGAUGUUUCCGGAGAUAGUGAGAAAGCAGAGUCAAAGGAGACAAAGACUGAAGAAAUUGAGAAGGAAGAUAAGGAGGUGUUGGCCAAGGAAGACACUGUUAAAAUAACUGAAAACUAAAUGGGCAUUAUCUGUAUUUGCAAUUAGUAAUGCAUACGCUAAGAGGACAUGGAUGAGCAACUGUGUCUUUGUAUUCUUAGUUCUAUGUUGUGCUUGUCAAGUUAGAAUGAGUCCAGCAGAUUUUUUGAUGCGAUCAAUACUAAAUUUUGCUGUUCUGCCUUCAUUAUGUGCAAUUCGUAUUUACUCGCAGUGCCUGAUACCUUGUUUGGUAUACUGGUCUGACUCCAUUUAUUUUCAUGUGGAAAUAUAAAGCCAAACGUGUGUUCUUUA
This is a messenger RNA of Prosopis cineraria, 940 nucleotides long. RefSeq lists its product as uncharacterized. The record is from RefSeq and is a predicted model, not a curated record. The transcript is spliced from 7 exons. Lineage: Eukaryota; Viridiplantae; Streptophyta; Magnoliopsida; Fabales; Fabaceae. The coding region runs from base 230 to 670 and encodes 146 amino acids.